AUGGCCCUGAAGGCAAGAGAGUCCCAAGAAACCUGGUUACUAUUCAAGGAUCGCCUCCUCCAAGCUCAACAGCAGACCAUCCCCAAUGAGCAGAAAGUCAGGCAAGCAUGCCUGGAGGCCACUGUGGAUGAACAAGGAGCUCCUGGCAAAACCAAAACACAAGAAGGAAGCAUACAGGAGGUGGAAAGGCUACCUCUGGGCCUGGGGCAGGUCAGGGCCACCACAAAAGCCAGCCCAACUCCUUGCUUUCUCAUCCACUUCUCUUGCCUCCUUCUCCUCGGGAAGCAGGUCUCCUUUGGACAUAUUCCCUACUCCGUCUCUUCCAGAAAGCCUGAACUUUCUUUGUCACCUCAGAAGGCCUCACUGCCAACAGCCGCCAACAUGCGCAGGAGUAGCAGGGAAAAGUCGCCCAUGCUGCUGAAUGUGCCAAGGGUGGAAAUUGGAGCUAAGCCUGUGGGAGCUGAGGGCAGUCAGCACAGAGACACGGUGUCCAUGAUAAAAGCCAGCCCAGCUCCUCGCUCUCUCAUCCACUUCUCUUGCCUCCUUCUCCUUGGCAGUCAGGUGAGCAUCCAAGACAUGUCCUGCUACAACCAGUGCCAGCCCUGCCAGCCCUGUGGCCCAACCCCGCUGGCCAACAGCUGCAAUGAGCCCUGUGUCAGGCAGUGCCAGAACUCCACCGUCGUCAUCCAGCCCUCCCCCGUGGUGGUGACCCUGCCCGGCCCCAUCCUCAGCUCCUUCCCACAGAACACCGUUGUGGGCUCCUCCACCUCCGCUGCUGUUGGCAGCAUCCUCAGCUGUGAGGGAGUGCCCAUCACCUCUGGGAGCUUUGACCUCUCCUGCAUUUCUAGCCGCUACUGUGGCAGCAGAUGCUGCCCUUGCUAA
This is a messenger RNA of Gymnogyps californianus (California condor), 882 nucleotides long. RefSeq lists its product as uncharacterized. Gene Ontology annotation, molecular function: structural constituent of cytoskeleton. NCBI's taxonomy places the organism in Eukaryota, Metazoa, Chordata, Aves, Accipitriformes, Cathartidae. The record is from RefSeq and is a predicted model, not a curated record. The transcript has 5 exons. The coding region runs from base 1 to 882 and encodes 293 amino acids. Gene Ontology annotation, cellular component: intermediate filament.